This is a messenger RNA of Hemibagrus wyckioides, 1734 nucleotides long. It is a transcript of the gene ankrd46a, whose product is annotated as ankyrin repeat domain 46a. Gene Ontology annotation, molecular function: protein binding. Bases 189 to 875 code for a protein of 228 amino acids. NCBI's taxonomy places the organism in Eukaryota, Metazoa, Chordata, Actinopteri, Siluriformes, Bagridae. The record is from RefSeq and is a predicted model, not a curated record. The transcript has 4 exons.
UGUAGUUGAGUCGUGUCUAUAGCGCUCAGGUUCCGGUUUACGUCAUAUGUUUUCAUUUUUUUUUCCAUCAAGCAAUCAAGCUAGUUACCUGUAUCCAUACGAGCAGGGAUUAAAAAAAAAUCGGUUUCGGGGGAUUUCUGAUCUUAAUCUGUUUAUUAAGAGCGCUGAUCUUGUUUGUUGGCAGCGGCAUGUCGUACAUGUUCGCCAGCGAUUCUCUUCAAGCCACACUGCCGCUGCUGCAGGCCUGCAUUGAUGGCGAUGUGGCUUAUGCCAAGCGCCUGCUGGAGACCGGCUUCGACCCAAACGCACGUGACUGUCGGGGGCGAUCCGGGAUGCACCUGGCUGCGGCACGCGGGAACGUGGAGAUCUGUCGCCUGCUACACAAGUUCGGAGCGGACCUGCUGGCCACUGACGCUCAGGGGAACACUGCACUGCACAUGUGUGGCCACGUGGACACCAUCCAGUUCCUCGUGUCCAACGGACUCAAGAUCGACAUCUGUAAUCACAAUGGAGCAACUCCUCUGGUCCUGGCUAAGAGGCGCGGUGUGAACAGAGACGCUCUGCGGCUCCUAGAAGGACUGGAGGAGCAGGAGGUGAAGGGCUUCAACCGCAGCUCCCAUUCCAGCCUGGAGAAGAUGCACAUAGCAGAUAAUGAGAGUGCCAUGGAGAGUCAUUCGCUCCUCAACCCUCACCUCCACCGCAGCGACGGCGUGUUCUCCAGCUUUCGCACCACGUGGCAGGAGUUCGUGGAGGAUCUCGGCUUCUGGAGGGUUCUGUUGCUCCUGCUGUUCAUCGCUCUGCUCUCACUGGCUAUUGCUUACUACGUCAGUGGCGUCCUGCCUUUCAGCUCAAAUCAGCUGGAACUUGUGCGUUAGGAUCCUGAGCGAUAACGAACUGACGGAGGUGCGGGAGCGAAGUCGACCGAAUCAUUUUUAAGGAACCGUAACGUUUAUGUUUCCCAAAUUCUUUCCAUGUGAAUGAUGUAACGCAGUUUGAUUUCAGUGUAAAUAGUGAUCUUUAUUUGUCUCUUGUGUAUUUUUGUGCACAAGGAUUUUUUUCCCCCCAAACUUGAUCCUGAUGAUUUGAAACCGAAAUGUUCACAUUCUGUACAAUUAUGACUAGAAUUGAUCAUUACUCAUGUACACGCGAGUUAUUCCUCACGUUCAGAGAUCUUAUUCUCACAGUUCCAUGUCAGAUUCUCCAGAUGAACCUUAGCAGUGUUUGGAAUUAAAAGCUAUUUACAGUCCAUCUCUCAGAGCAGGGUUCUGAUAGGGAGGUUCCUGCAGAAAUAUUCAUGUUUUCUUAAUAAAACAGCAUCAGAUUACCCAAACACAACACAGUGACCAUCUGUGAGUGAUCAGCUGUGUACUGUGCGCUUGCUACGUUUUCUUUAUUUUUCUCUAUUCUCUAUUCCGACUGAAUUUCAGAACUAGACCUGAAAAGUAAUGAACCACAGAUUUUCUGUAACCUUUGAUUAUUUACAUAAAGACCAUCGAGUGAAGGACACUGAUGUCUGGGUUUUAGUGAAAUACACUACUGGUGAUUCAGGAAAUGGAAGCAACAUGACUUUGUUGUGUGUAGGUUACCUUUUACAUAAUUUCAUAAUCUCAUUAUCAUUAUUAUCUUGUUAUCAUCACCGUGUAAGAAAAAUCUUGAAUUGCAGUGUUUAUUACAGACACUACAGAGCAUUAGCUAAAUCCUGGAUAUUGGCGAUUAAAGAUAUUUCAGCUUUCA